AUGUCAUUAGUUUCAGCAAUUGCAGAAAAAGAGCGCACUUCACAAUCGGAUAGUUCUACGAAACAUGAGAAAGCAACUAAACGUUCUAGUGCCGUCUAUCAGACAACAGGCGAACCUUUGAGUAGGGAAGCAUUAUACAGGGCCAAGAUGAAAUAUGGUUAUUAUCAGUCCCCAGCAAACAAACCAUCUGUCGGUGUUAAGGAUACAGCACAAGCUUCUGAUUCAGCUGCCGUUUUAGCUGCAAGUAAUAAACAAACAAUCGAUGCUUAUAAGAGAUUAUUAGACCCUAACGCUACUAGAGCUGCCCAUGCAGUAGCCAAAACUAAGACAAGAUCUCGUACAACUAGUGUUACUUCUAAUAAAUCUCGUUCUGGUGGUGAAAAUGUUUCACCUCAGGAGAGAGCUAGUGCUGCAGCCUCUAAGGCAUUCUCCAUGACUUCCACAAGAGAACAAAGCUUGGGUAUAGGUGCUAUUACUGAGAACAAGAGGGAAACUACUUCCAAAGACACUACAAAUAAAGCUUAUUCAUUAAAGAGUGCAAGUUCUGUAUUGAAGCAAUAUGAAAGAGAUCAACAUAAACCAAAACCAGAAGUCAUUCCAACUUCUAAGAAAAUGAAUCUUUCGAAAGUAUUAAAAGGUGCUGAAUCCAGAGCUGAAACAAGAGUCAAACAAAGAACAGAACCAAAUUCACAAAAUUUUUCCUAUGGUAUCAAGACGAAUGUUAACCAAUAUAACCAAUUCACUUUAAGUAAAGAUAUGAUGAAUGCCAUUAUGUCGAAGACAGGCCAAAAGGAUAUUUCCACGUCCGAAGCCUCGUCCAGUAAGGGUAAAUCAAGUUUGGAAACAUCGGCCAAGUCUAAAACUGGAUCAAUCUCUUCAGGCAAAGACCAUGACAUGGCUAUGAAUGCUGCUUAUGCUGUAAGAGCAUUUGAUACAAGAACUGCAGUUGAUGAUGAGUUGGAGAAACAAGCAGAAAACAGACAAAUGUAUUUGAAUCAAUUGACAUCUACAAAAGUUCUUGCACAAGCAAGAGCUAAUGUUGAUAAAGAGAUUGAAAACAUUGAGAAAGAGGACUAUGGUCGUCAAUUGUUUGCUAAUGAUGCUUAUAACAGAACUGCUGUGUCGAUUGCUCAAAAGAAUUUGACUAAAAAGAGAGCUCUUGUAAAUAACAAGAUCAACAUGGGUGGUGGUCUAUGGUUAUCAUCAGAGGAUAUUCAAAAGAUCUCCCAAAACCUACUGAAUCCUGUCUUAGGAGAGAUCACUGAGAGAGCUGAUAGUCAAAGAGCUGCCGAUGUUGAUAUUGCAAAUCGUACAAAAGCAUUACAACAGAACGUUAAGAAUUGGAAUAUUUUACAAACUGAAAAAAUUGCUAACGACAUUAAAUAUCAAAAGGAUUCAGACGAUAGAUUAGCCAAAGAGAAGAACGAUGCAUUGGUGGCUGCUAACAACAAAUACAAUGAAAUGAUUCAAAAGAUGGAAACUGAAUUGAAUAAACAUAAUGAAGAAUUCAAUGAUACGAAACAAACAUAUGAAGAUUUGAAAUUGGAAAUGUCAAUGAAACUUGAUUUGGAACAAGAAUAUUGUGACAAAGAAUUGAUCAAUUGGAAUGAUACGCGUGCGCAUGACAUUCAAGAUGCUUUGAAGGAGCAACGCACCUUGUUACAACCAUAUUUGCUUGAUUUGCAAAGGGCUCAGGAUGAGCAUGAUCAAUUAAUUAAAGAGUAUGAUACUAUUAAUGGUAGAAUUACUUUCUUAACAACACAAAUUGAUGAACAUAAGGCUAAAAUUGAAAAUUAUAGCCAUGAUUUAGAAGGACAAAAAGAACAGGAAACUAGAGUUAUCUCUGAACAAGAUGAGUUGGAUGAAAACAAGAAAGCUCUUGAGGAAGAUUUGGACAAAUCUAUCAUUGUAAAAGCCAAUAAAGUUAAAGAAGAAGCUCAAUUAUCGGCCAAGGAACUCGAAUUGAAACAAUUCGAGCUUGAUGCUGCUAUUAAUGAACGUAAAAGUGAAUUAAAUGCAGCUGAAAUCUCAUUACAGAAGGAGAAAUUGUUAUUGUUAGAUGUGAUGAAAGAAUCUUCUGAAUUGGAAGGUAGUCCACAAUUGGAUGAAGAAAAGGUUAAGACGUUAAUCGGCAUGUCGUCAGCAGAGUACUUGAGUAAACAUAGACCUGUUGAGACUGCUCCACCAGCAGCUACUUCUGCUGCUGCAAUGGAAGCUAUACCUGAAGCAGAGAGCAAUGACAUUGUUGCCACUCAAAGUGAACCAAGUGCUGUGACUCCUGAGACUGCUCCAAUUGCGAAGACAACUACCAAUACGAGUCAUAAAUCUGGUAAAUUUGGCCUUGGUGGAUUAUUCCUUGGUUCACGAGCCUCACAUAAUGCCAAAUUACACCAUAACAAGACAGAAACAAGUAAAUCUCCCAUAGUGGCAUCAUCUUCCACUACGACCGCACCCCCAGCUACUACUACUACUGCUACUACCAAGAACAUGAGUGUACCAGUUGCUAAAGAUACUCAAACUUUAGAACCAUCCUUUAGUGGAUUUUCCCAGGGAUCUAUGAUUAAUAAUGAAGAUGAUGAAGUGGAGACAGAAGAUAUUAUUGGUGAUACUGUUGCUAGUCUCAAAGAAAAGAGCUCUACAACGGAUGUUAAUGAUGAUGACGACGAUGACGAUAUCCAAAUCAAUGGAGAGACAGGUCGUGCGGGAGGUAGUUACUUAAAGGAAGUCUUUUAA
Molecule: messenger RNA, 2733 nt
Organism: Maudiozyma saulgeensis
Lineage: Eukaryota; Fungi; Ascomycota; Saccharomycetes; Saccharomycetales; Saccharomycetaceae
Source: the annotation of a GenBank genome assembly